This is a messenger RNA of Saccostrea echinata, 2243 nucleotides long. Its product is annotated as putative amine oxidase [copper-containing]. Bases 129 to 2222 code for a protein of 697 amino acids. Gene Ontology annotation, cellular component: plasma membrane. The transcript has 2 exons. Lineage: Eukaryota; Metazoa; Mollusca; Bivalvia; Ostreida; Ostreidae. The record is from RefSeq and is a predicted model, not a curated record. Gene Ontology annotation, biological process: amine metabolic process. Gene Ontology annotation, molecular function: primary methylamine oxidase activity; quinone binding; copper ion binding.
AGAAACAAAAUAGUUGUCCAAAAUGUCGUGAGCUGCCAUUUAAAGACUCCAUUGAUCUCUGUGAACCUGAAGACCCGCCAUCUUUUCAUGAUCUGACAAGUCAAGAAAUUAGAGCAAUUUUUAAUUUCAUGUUUGCACAAAGAAGUUUAAAUUUGACAAUGCAGAGUGAGGCAACUUUGUCUUCAAACUACAUUUACACAAUGGAAUUAAUUCUUCCUGAAAAGAAGGACAUUGAAAGUAAUCCUCACAGACAAUUGAAACGAAAAGCAUUAGUCACUGUAUUUCAUGGUGGAAAAGUGAAUCCUGUUGUUGCAGAGUACUGUGUGCAGCUAGCUCCACGACCAGGAUUUUGUGGAAUACCUAGAUAUAUCCCAUUUUCCUUCAGACCAUCCACAAAUCCAGAAACGUCAGCUGCUAUUGAAGUUCUCAUUGAAGAGACUAAUAGGCUAGCAGGGGAUAUUUUGUUUGAGAGUUUUGAGGGUUCAUUAGUGAAUUGUGGAAACAGGUGUCUUGGGUUUGAAAUAGGGGUUCCUUAUGCUGCAAUAACUUCGGGAGUUCGAGAUGAAGGUUUUCGAGGUUUCUGGCUUCCUUUUCUUCAAAGACGACGCCCCAGUACCCUAAAUCCUGUUGAUUUUGUUGUUCUUGUCACGAUGAACGGGACAGCUACACCACAGACUGCAGAUGUCUGGUACAAUGGCCAACUGUUUGAUUCGCUUCAAUCAUUUAGAAAGGCUUGGCAAAGAGGAAUGGUGAAUAAACUUCAUGUGAGUUUCCCCUCUGAUCCACUUCCAUCUCAAGUGUUUCCUCCACAUCCACAAAGACCUCCAACUCAAGUUGAACCAGACGGGAAACGCUACUCAAUCAAAGGCCAGUCAGUUCACUACAUGAACUGGGACUUUCAGUUUGGAGUUUCUCCUACUCAUGGUCCUCAACUUUUCCAAAUAAAAUUCAAAAACGAAAUGAUCGUUUAUCAGUUAGGUCUUUCAGAGAUGACAGUUUUCUAUUCGUCUUCGGGACCUAUUGGUAGAUUUGCCAAUUUCUUUGACAGUGUCGGUUUGAUUGGAAACAGCAUUCAGACAUUAGUUCCAGGCGUUGAUUGCCCAACUCACGCAACUUUUGCUGAUUCAAGGUUUAUGUCGGAAACUUCAGACAUACCAGUUAUAAAAAAUAACUCUAUAUGCGUGUUCGAACACAAUACUGGUAUCCCGCUCAGACGACAUUAUGUAGCAGACGACUAUCCAUCUGGCUAUUACGAAGGUGUACCUAAUACCGUACUUGUUCUCCGAAUGAUAGCCACUCUUGUAAACUAUGACUAUAUUUAUGACUUUAUGUUCUACCACAAUGGUGCAAUGGAAACAAAGGUAACGACAUCAGGUAUUGAUUUGCUGUCCUACGUCCAAAACACCUGCAAAUAUGGCUUCCAGAUAAACAAACAAGCCAUUGGCUUGCUUCAUCAUCAUAUGUUUAAUUUUAAGGUUGAUCUUGACAUCGGAGGCACAAAGAACAGCUACUCCACAUACGAUAUACGUGAAGAAAGGGUUCAAAACCAAUUCCUAAGGGGAAGGUAUCCCGAAAAAUGGUACCAAACUAAAAUAGUUAAAGUAGAUUAUGCCACGGAGAGAGAAGCCGCUUUUAGAUAUAAUUUUAGCCAACCCCGAUAUCAUGUGUUCUACAAUGAAGAAAAUAGAGAUAAAUUUGGGAAUCCUAAAGCCUAUCGACUUUUAUUAAGAGGAAUGUCCAAGAAUCUGUUUAGAGAAGGAGUAGGGAACGAGCCAGGAGCAUCAUGGUUGAGGUAUCAACUGGCAGUCACAAAGAGAAAAGAAACUGAACAAUAUAGUAGCUCUAAAUACGCUACCUUUGAUGGAGAAGACAGGGUGGUAAAUUUUGAAAGUUUUAUAGGAGAUGAACCCAUUCUGCAAGAGGACCUGGUUGCUUGGGUAACCCUAGGUAUCCAACACAUACCACAUACAGAUGAGGUACCUAUUAUGCAAACCGUCGGCGGUGACGUCAGCUUCUUCCUUCUGCCUUUCAACUAUUUUCCUAAAGACCCAAGUUUUGGAAUUCGUGACAGCGUUGGAAUUUAUUACAAUGACCCCAAAGGUCCCCUGAACGUACUCUCAAACAUGGAGGGAGUUGACUGUGUACCGACGCGUACUUACACAGUAGAGGAUCUGGCAGCAGAUCCUGAAGACUUCUUACCUCGACCUACAUGUGAAAAGUGAAUGGACAAACACUCUAAAAAA